Nicotiana attenuata is the source of this 741-nucleotide messenger RNA. RefSeq lists its product as uncharacterized. The transcript has 3 exons. The coding region runs from base 1 to 741 and encodes 246 amino acids. NCBI's taxonomy places the organism in Eukaryota, Viridiplantae, Streptophyta, Magnoliopsida, Solanales, Solanaceae. The record is from RefSeq and is a predicted model, not a curated record.
AUGGAAUUGGCUAUUACAAAUGAGAACACAAGUGCAGGUUCGUUUAGGACAAUACAGUUACUUGAUAUGCCAGCGUCUCUUGUCAUAGAGGAAUAUCAAAGUGAAAUAAUAACUGAAGAUACACAAAGUAUUAUCGAAGAAGGACAAGUGUAUCAAGACAAGCAAACAAUUGCAACUGCAAUGAGGCAUUAUUCUGUCAUGCACAAGUUCCAAUUCAGGGUUAAAAGAUCUAGCCACAGAAGCUACUGGCUUAUAUGCGUUGCAGAAAACUGUAAUUGGCACUUCAAGGCAACAUCAAUUAAUGAUUCUGCAAUGUUCAAGAUCAGGAGUUUCAAUCGACAACACACAUGCACCUUAAUGGACGAUACAUUCAUACAACGCAAACGUACUGCAGUUGUAGUUGGUAGCAUGGUCAUGCCAAAGUAUUGUGAUCCCAAGACAGUUUACAAACCAAAGGACAUACAAACUGACAUGUUGUCCCAACACGGAGUGAACCUAAGCUACAUGCAAGCAUGGAGGGCAAAGGAAAAGGCUUUACAGUUAUUGAGAGGUCAUCCGGCUGACUCCUACAACAAAUUACCAAAAUAUUUUUAUAUUCUUGAGAAGACGUAUCCUGGUUCAGUUGUUAAAUUGAAGCAAACAACAGAUGAAUGCUUCUUAUAUGCAUUUGUUGAUCUUUGUACAUCAAUAAGUGGUUGGGAAUAUUGUAGACCAGUAGUAGUGGUUGAUGGACAUUCUUAA